Rhizoctonia solani is the source of this 1440-nucleotide messenger RNA. Its product is annotated as Retrotransposon-derived protein PEG10. Gene Ontology annotation, molecular function: zinc ion binding; nucleic acid binding. The transcript is spliced from 2 exons. NCBI's taxonomy places the organism in Eukaryota, Fungi, Basidiomycota, Agaricomycetes, Cantharellales, Ceratobasidiaceae. The record is from RefSeq and is a predicted model, not a curated record. The coding region runs from base 1 to 1440 and encodes 479 amino acids.
AUGCUCAAUGGGUCAAGCCCCCAGGCCGGCAAAAUCUGGAAGAAGGCAGUUCUAACCUUCUCCUUUGAUGGCAAACAAAUGACGGAGACCUUCUUAAUUUACAACACAGGGUCUCAUGCUGCUAUCUUAGGAUUGAAAUGGUUGGACGCUCACAAUCCGGAGAUUGAUUGGAACUCCUGCACCCUAUCCUUCCCUCACAUCCCACUGGAACAACUCCUCCUUGGCCUCCUUAACCAAGUCAAAUGCCUCAAGCAAGAAAUUGCCAAGAUCAAGGAAGCAGGAGUUGAGACCCAGACAAACGUCAAAAUCAUCUCACAAACCGUUGAUGUCGUCAAGGAUGGGCUUAAGUCCCUUCAACUCCAUGGUCCCUGCACACCCAAAGGACCCCAAACCAAGGCUGUGGAAGAGAUGCCAUGCCCCCUACCAAAAACCAAGCCUAGUGGAUUGGUUAGUGGGAUUCCCUUUUGGGCAGGACCGCCUGGAGCUCCAUUGGGCUUGUACCAGCCAACCCCAAGAAGAGCUGCUCCCCCGCAAGCACCAUCUCCCCCUCCAUCUCCGCGUCUCCAAUCCCCACUCAGAGCGCCUGCCCCUCUCCCACCGGCUCCAGCAGCCCACUACCCCGCUCCGGUCAAGGUUGACCACCCCAACGCCUACACGGGCAAAAUAGGGAGCAAGGCAAAACAGUGGCUAACCCGGAUGCUGGCCUGGACCUGCCUAAACUUGCAAAUGUUCCCAACCAAUCAAGAGGUCCUCUCCUUCCUCUUGAUGAACAUGAAGGAUACCGCUGGGGCCUGGGCCCACCCACACCUUGACCAGCUUGGAUCACACCAGGCUAUCAUACAAACGGUCGAGGGGUUCAAAUCAGAGUUUUUGGCAGCAUUUGGCAACCCCAAUGCCACAAGGGCCGCUGAGCAGAAAAUCACCACCCUAACCCAGUCCAGCACAUGCGCGGACUAUAUUACAAAGUUCAGAACCUUAGCCAUGGAACUGGACUGGAAUGACGCGGCCCUUAAAGGCCAAUUUGCCCGUGGCCUCCAUUGGGAGGUCAGCCAACAAAUUGCAACCCGCAAACACCAGCCCUGUACACUCCUUGAGCUGCAAAAUGCAGCACUCAUCAUCAACAAUGCUCUCCGUGAAGAGCGUGCUAGCCACCCACCAAGGGACAAUAAGUCUAGCAAACCACAGAACCCCGCAAGGGGGACGAGUACCAGCCAGUCAACCACUGGUUCAAAGAAACUCUCCGACGACCCCAACUUUGUGUUGGAAGAAGAAAGAAAUUGCCGCCGUGCCGCUGGCGCCUGCAUCAAAUGCGGCAAAAUGGGCCACAAGUUUGCGGAAUGCCGCACGGGCUGGAAAGCCACCCCUAUUGAGGAAAAGGGGAAGGCUAAGGAAUCCGCCAAAAUUGGCAAAGAGUCUGGACCUGAAUUGGGAAAAGACUAA